Molecule: messenger RNA, 4580 nt
Organism: Hippopotamus amphibius kiboko
Lineage: Eukaryota; Metazoa; Chordata; Mammalia; Artiodactyla; Hippopotamidae
Gene: BCAS3
Product: BCAS3 microtubule associated cell migration factor
Exons: 23
Coding region: 108-2552 (814 amino acids)
Biological process (GO): autophagy; response to starvation
Cellular component (GO): cytoplasm
Molecular function (GO): protein binding
Source: RefSeq, a predicted model, not a curated record
CGUGGUAGGAAGUGGUAACCGUCAAUCACGAGGGAGACGCCAAACAGUGAGCCUGGAGCUGGAGAGCAGCGUUUACCGGCGGCGCGGCCGGUUUUGUGAAUGAAGCAAUGGCUACAGAUUCCCCCAGAAGACCCAGUCGUUGUACUGGUGGAGUCGUGGUUCGCCCUCAGGCUGUCACGGAGCAGUCCUACAUGGAAAGUGUCGUGACUUUUCUGCAGGAUGUCGUGCCGCAGGCUUACAGUGGAACACCUCUAACAGAAGAAAAGGAGAAAAUAGUCUGGGUCAGAUUUGAAAAUGCAGAUUUAAAUGAUACAUCAAGAAAUCUGGAAUUUCAUGAAAUACAUAGCACAGGGAAUGAGCCACCUUUGCUGAUUGUGAUUGGCUACAGUGAUGGAAUGCAGGUCUGGAGCAUCCCUAUCAAUGGGGAAGCACAGGAGCUUUUUUCUGUUCGACAUGGCCCAAUUCGAGCGGCUAGAAUCCUUCCUGCUCCUCAGUUCGGUGCUCAAAAGUGUGACAACUUUGCUGAAAAAAGGCCCCUCCUUGGUGUUUGUAAGAGCACUGGAUCUUCUGGCACAAGUCCACCUUAUUGUUGUGUGGAUUUAUAUUCACUUCGUACUGGGGAGAUGGUCAAGUCCAUUCAGUUUAAAACACCGAUCUAUGAUCUGCAUUGCAACAAAAGGAUCCUUGUUGUAGUAUUGCAGGAGAAAAUUGCUGCCUUUGAUAGCUGUACUUUCACGAAAAAAUUUUUUGUCACAAGCUGCUACCCUUGUCCCGGGCCGAACAUGAAUCCUAUUGCUCUUGGGAGCCGCUGGCUCGCUUAUGCAGAAAACAAGUUGAUUAGAUGUCAUCAGUCCCGUGGUGGAGCCUGUGGAGACAACAUUCAGUCUUAUACUGCCACAGUCAUUAGCGCUGCCAAAACAUUGAAAACUGGCCUGACAAUGGUUGGGAAAGUGGUGACUCAGCUGACAGGCACGCUGCCUUCAGGUGUGACAGAAGAUGAUGUUGCCAUCCAUAGUAAUUCAAGGCGGAGUCCUCUGGUCCCAGGCAUCAUCACAGUAAUCGACACUGAAACAGUUGGAGAGGGCCAGGUGCUUGUGAGCGAGGAUUCUGACAGUGAUGGCAUUGUGGCCCAUUUCCCUGCUCAUGAAAAACCAGUGUGCUGUAUGGCUUUUAAUACAAGCGGAAUGCUUCUAGUCACAACAGAUACCCUUGGCCAUGACUUCCAUGUCUUCCAAAUUUUGACUCAUCCUUGGUCUUCAUCACAAAGUGCUGUCCAUCAUCUGUAUACUCUUCACAGGGGAGAAACUGAAGCCAAAGUACAAGACAUAUGUUUCAGCCAUGACUGUCGCUGGGUUGUGGUCAGUACACUCCGGGGGACUUCCCACGUUUUCCCAAUCAACCCUUAUGGUGGCCAGCCUUGUGUUCGAACACAUAUGUCACCACGAGUUGUGAAUCGUAUGAGCCGUUUCCAGAAGAGUGCUGGACUGGAAGAGAUUGAACAGGAAUUGACAUCUAAGCAAGGAGGUCGCUGUAGCCCUGUUCCAGGUCUAUCCAGCAGCCCUUCUGGAUCACCUCUGCACGGGAAACUCAACAGCCAAGACUCCUACAGUAAUUUUGCCAACAACAACCCUGGCAACCCUCGGCUCUCGCCUCUCCCCAGCCUGACGGUAUUGAUGCCUCUUGCACAAAUCAAGCAGCCAGUGACAUUGGGGACCAUCACCAAACGAACAGGCAAAGUUAAACCACCUCCACAAAUUUCACCCAGCAAAUCAAUGGGCGGAGAAUUUUGCGUGGCUGCAACGUUUGGGACAUCCCGAUCAUGGUUUGCAAAUAACGCAGGUCUGAAAAGAGAAAAAGAUCAGGCCAAACAAGUUGUAGUUGAAUCCCUCUACAUUAUUAGCUGCUACGGGACCUUAGUGGAGCACGUGAUGGAGCCACGGCCGCUGAGCACCUCCCCCAAGAUCAGCGAUGACACCCCACUGGAAAUGAUGACAUCUCCUCGAGCCAGCUGGACUCUGGUUAGAACUCCUCAAUGGAAUGAAUUGCAACCACCGUUUAACGCAAACCACCCUCUGCUCCUCGCUGCAGAUGCAGUGCAGUAUUAUCAGUUCCUGCUUGCUGGCCUGGUCCCCCCUGGAAGUCCUGGGCCCAUUACUCGGCAUGGGUCCUAUGAUAGUUUAGCUUCUGAUCAUAGUGGACAGGAAGAUGAAGAGUGGCUGUCUCAGGUAGAAAUUGUAACACACACUGGACCCCACAGACGUCUGUGGAUGGGUCCACAGUUCCAGUUCAAAACCAUCCAUCCCUCAGGCCAAACCACAGUCAUAUCAUCCAGUUCAUCUGUGUUGCAGUCUCACGGUCCAAGUGAUACUCCACAGCCCCUUUCGGAUUUUGAUACAGAUGAUCUUGAUCUCAACAGUCUCAGGAUCCAGCCAGUCCGCUCUGACCCAGUCAGCAUGCCCGGGUCAUCCCGUCCAGUGUCUGAUCGAAGGGGAGUUUCCACCGUGAUUGAUGCUGCCUCAGACUCAGCAGAUCCACAGCUGCUUUAUAUGUAGGUGUUACCUCCCAUGUUUCAUCUGAUCUUUGGAGAUUCAAAAGAUGCUAUCCAACCUCAAAUUUUGAGUUUCGAUAUUUGUAAGAGGUUUCCUUCUUAACUAAAGAGAAGACCAUCCUGGAAAUGGACUUCGUAGGAUUCAGGCAUACACACAGGCUACCCAGAAGAAAUGGGAUUUGAAGGAACUGCUCCUUUUUUCCUGUCCAACUGAUUAACAUCAAGGUCUGUAUCAUAGAUGUUGUCUCUAGACAAAGCACUGUGUGGAUUACUUACUUUUUUUUUUUUUUUAACCUUUGUACAUUCCUUUUUUCCCUAACAUUCCUGGUUAGGUAUCUGAGAAUUUCUUCACAUUGUUUCCCCUUUAUAACAUCUGUCCUUCUUUUGAUAAACGUGUAAGACCUGAAGAGGAAAAAAAAAAGUGUCAAUGUCCUGUUCAAACUUUGUUUCCCACAUUGGUGACUGAAGUUCUUGUUCCAAGACUUGCAGGCUGUACUUGUUGGAUAACUUAAUAACAACUCUAAUUGCUUUUGAGUCAUCCACACAAAGAGCCAAGAAAGAUCUGGUUCAUCCUAAGUUUGUUUGUCCUCGUUUGUAGCUUUACUAUGGAAAUUGGUGUUUACCAAGAAAGCACUCAAAGCAGCUGAAAUUUAAAGACAAAUUUAUGCCUGACUUGUAUGAAGAGCAGACAUCUUUGUCAAACUCUACUAAAGUAAACAUUUUAUAGAGAAAAUGUUAUUAAGUGGUGAGAGCAGCAUUGAUGUACAUUCCUGAGGCAGAUGACAGUAGGAGAAGGAAAAUUGUGACAGAUAAAAUGAGUUCUUAUCCUUUAGAGUAGACCUUGAUACGUAAGGUAUUGGUGCUACUAAAUAGGGACAAAGUUGCGGACCUGGUAUUUGUCGUUCUUGACUCAAGAGAAAUGUUAUUUUUGUUGUACAAUUGGAGUCAUCUAAAUGAUUUCUAAGGAAUUAAUUAAUUCAGGUUUUCAGCACCCAAUUCUUCUGGAAGUUGAAAUAAUUUGUUUGUUUGAAGAAAACCCAAACUGGUUUGAUUUGAUUGAUUUUAUAAUGAUCAAUGGUACCUACUUAGUGUAUUUGGCAUUUGGUGCAUCAGACCUUUAAAAAAACCAAUAACACUUAUCAGAAAAAUAUGAUUGGGUAGGCAACAAGGAUAUUAUUCCAGGAGUCAAAUCUGUGCUAGAGGGACAUUCUUAUAGAGGCAUGCUUUUAUCUUAUAGAGAUUUUCCUGAUGUGGUGGGGGAACCAUAUUCCUAAGGACUAUAUUUCACUGUAUUUACAGUUGCCAUUCCAGUCUGAGGCAGACAGACUUAGUUAUUGCAUCUUAAAGCCAUUAGAGACACAAGAGAUGCUGGUGCUCGGAGGCAGGAGGUUUAUAAGAAACACCAUUUGGUCUACCGUGGCAAGGCCACUUAGCUCCAUGAUUUUAAAACUAGGACUGAGUGACAGAAGCCAUGAUGUUAUAAUCAUGGUCUUGAACUUUUGCUGAAACCUUCAACAAGUCAUGUUUCCUACCUAUCCGUCCUUGUCUGCAUCUGUAAAAAUAACUUGUUUCCCUAUGUAAAAAAUUUUAACCUCUUUUGGCAGGAAUGUGUUCAAGUUAUUUCCUAAAAUAAUUCCCAGAUAUAAAGGAUACAGAGUUCUUUUGAAAUGUUGAGAUAUUUCUUUGAAUAAAUGAUAUGGUUUUCAUUUAAUAGAGUUCCAGAUAUUCUUUGUGAUUAUAAGGUGACGAAAACUCCAGGCAUACUUGUACUUUGGGUAUUCAAAGCCUGUGUGGGAUCAGUAAGAGGAUUAUGGAUGAGGGUGAAAUUAAAAGAAGGCUUAGUCCUGACCUGUGAACAGAGUCCCUCAGAGGGGAAAAAGGAGGUCAGUAAUUUUACUUUGACACUAUUUAUACUUUAAACAGUAAACAUUCAAACUAAGAUAUUAAGAUUGGCUUUUUAAUUAGAAAUGAGGAAAUCUGUGCGUUAUUUCAGCUCUAGUCGAAUUUCAGCUCUAACACCUACUGCCUGUAU